AUGGAAACCAGCAAAAAACCAUCUCCAUCUAUUCGUGAGUCCGAGAUCCCGGGAAGACCAGCCCCGUCCAAGGCGAGGACUGCGUCUGGUCCCAAACCCAAGCAGACAAAGAGUCGUAAUGGCUGCAUCACUUGCAAGGCGAAGCGGCUAAAGUGCGACGAGGCUAAGCCAUCUUGUCAUCAGUGCGCUCGACGCAAAGUGCAGUGUGGAGGAUACAAGAAGGAUUUCAAAUGGCGGCCGUUUGAGGAGACCAACCUGGCACCGGGGAGACCCACUGCCAUGACCAAAAAGGCUCCUGCAGCCCCUUCUCUUCUGUCGAAGUCGGCUGCCAACUCGGACCAGCCUUUUCCCACUCCCCCGACGACGGAGCAAUCGACGUCGCCGAUUCGCGUGCAGUCGAAUGCAUUCCACUCGUCUUCACCCGAAUCCCCUCUGCAGAGCUCUCCGGUCAGCCUCAAGAGCUUUGUUUCUACUGAAUACCACUCUCUGGAUGAGGCUCCGGCAACACGGGAAGAUAUCUCGGUCGGCCAGACUGCUGCUCCCAUCAAUGUCUCUCUGUCCGCCGAAGCUGGGAACCGGCUCGGAAUCAAAUUUUUUGGCCCACCAGAAUACCGGCCCGACCCUGAGUCUCCAGGGCCCAGCUUUUCCCAGCUGCUGGAAGACGAGAGCCAAGAUAUUGAAGAGAUCAUCCGAAGAUCCGAUCCAGGACUGGGACCGUGGAACCUGACUUUCCCUGACGAAGAUUCGCUUUCCUUUGACCCAUCAAGAAUUCCCGACUGCCCCCCGUUGGGACCCGAGAGCCAGGAGAUGCUGGUCUUGCGCUAUGACAAGCUGACAUGUGGCAUUCUGUCGGUAAAAGAUGGCAUGUCCGAGAACCCGUGGCGCACCCUCAUCUGGCCACUUGCGAAAGACAAUCCCGCUUUGCAGCAUGCUAUCUUCGCCUUGACGGCCUUUCACUCGGGCAAGGAGAACCCUUCUCUAAGAGUCCAGGGUGUUAAGCAUAUGCGACAGAGCAUCAACUGUUUGAUGCAACAGAUCCAGAACAUGCGAGCCGAUGCCGCCCUGGCCACGAGCCUGGCACUGGCAUUUGCCGAUACCUGGGAUCAGCAUACCCGGACCUGUAUCCAGCAUUUGCGAGGCGCGAAGGCGCUCAUGUCGCAGGUUCUCACGGCCGGGAUCCAGGACGGACUUGGUGGCGAGGAACUUGACCGCAUUCGCUUUUUAUACAAUACGUGGUCGUAUAUGGAUGUGAUUGCACGGCUUACUUCAUUAGAAGAGUGUGGACCUGAGGAUCUGGAUUCCUCGGUCUUCCAGCUUCCCAGCGGUGCCGUGCACGAGAUCGACCCAUUAAUGGGUGGCGCAACCACGCUAUUCCCGAUUAUGAGCCGGGUAGCGCGAUUGAUCCAGCGCGUGCGGAAAAGCACAUCGAACUCGGUGUCGGUGGUGUCGCAGGCCAUGGAGCUCAAGGCGCUGAUUGAGCAAUGGCAGCCACCCCGCUGGUUCGAGCCACCUGAAGACCCUAGCUCAGAAGUGCAACACAAUAUCCAGCUCGCCCAUGCCUAUCGUUGGGCGACGCUGCUGUACUUGCACCAGGCUGUCCCAGAAAUGCCUUCUGAGCCCACCGACGAGCUGGCUAAGCGAGCCCUGAUCUUGCUUGCUACUAUCCCUCCCACCUCCCGCACGACUAUCAUCCAGGUCUUCCCUCUGCUAGCGGCUGGCUCGGAGGUCGACAUGGAAGAUGAUCGCAAGUGGGUCCUGGAGCGCUGGGCCACCAUUCAGUCCCGUUUGAUGCUUGGCGGCGUCGAUCGCUGCUUGGAGGUUCUGCAGGAGGUGUGGGCGCGGCGUGAUGCAUUCCAGGCCGAUAAACACCGGCAGGAUCUCCUCGGCUCUGGGAGAACAGGCUCCUUUUCGAAUGACGAUAGAGCAGGGGCCAGUUCGGCAGGUCGUGGGGAUAGUUCACGAACAUUCAACCGUGUCCACAAGCCUACCAGCCCACCCAAGAGGCCCGUGGAAGCACGGUCGGGGACACGCGCUUCUAGAUCCGGGACAUCGAGACGGGGAUCUGCGCUGUCUCCACUGGAGAACAUCGAGUUUGAAAGAACUGUACGAGGCAGGCUCCAUUGGGUGAACGUCAUGGCAGAGUGGGGAUGGGAGGGCUAUGAUGUGCAGUAUUUAUUGGCUAGCAUGGCCGAAUCCCUACUCUACUAUGAUGGGUGCAAUAGCACUCUUCUCGACUUUAUGACGCUCAGCGACAGGUGA
Molecule: messenger RNA, 2259 nt
Organism: Penicillium alfredii
Lineage: Eukaryota; Fungi; Ascomycota; Eurotiomycetes; Eurotiales; Aspergillaceae
Product: Zn(II)2Cys6 transcription factor
Exons: 5
Coding region: 1-2259 (752 amino acids)
Biological process (GO): positive regulation of transcription by RNA polymerase II
Cellular component (GO): nucleus
Molecular function (GO): DNA-binding transcription factor activity, RNA polymerase II-specific; transcription cis-regulatory region binding; zinc ion binding
Source: RefSeq, a predicted model, not a curated record